Molecule: messenger RNA, 4113 nt
Organism: Microplitis demolitor
Lineage: Eukaryota; Metazoa; Arthropoda; Insecta; Hymenoptera; Braconidae
Exons: 2
Coding region: 402-3974 (1190 amino acids)
Source: RefSeq, a predicted model, not a curated record
UCUGUCUAUGAAAACACAUUUAGAUUCCGACGUAUAAAGUUAUUGAAGUAUUAGCGAAUGUAUGUAGCUUGCGCAUGCGCAGAUUUAAAAACAUACGAGAUACGUACGAAGCAGCUGAACAGAGUUGCUAAUAUUUUCCUUGAAUAUUCGUACGCGAUUUUACUUUAAUACAAAAGUUUCUUUUAUAAUAGAUAGUAAAACUAAUUUCGAAAGAUUGUGAUAAUUUGAAAAGUUUGUGAUUUGAUGGAUAAAAGUUGUAUGUAAAGGUUUAAAAAUUCCGAGUAUUUUUAGAUUGAAAACAUCUGAGUUAUUAAACUUAUGUUAUAUAUACAUAUAUGUAUAUUUGCUUGGAGGAAUAGGUUAUAAAAAAUUUUGCGUCGCAAUUUCUGAUAUAAAUCGAUAUGAUGGCAGAGGAACUAUCGCCAUGUUUGAGUGGGAUUCAGAAAGUCGCAGGAAGUAAACUGAGUGAUAAGUUAGAGACACUGUACCGCAUCGCGAGAAAAAUAAUUGAAUCAAAAAAUGAUUCGAUGCAAUCGGCUGUUAAUUCGUCGGAAAUACCAGAGGCUUUGAAGCCUUUAGUACAAGUGGAGGUUGCGCGAUUAUCAGGACAAUUUGAGGGAAUUUGCGAGGCUUUGAAAUCCGAUGACUCUGUAGUGGUUGAUCGGGCGCUUAGAGCCAAGUGGUUUUUCAAUGGCAGCCAUGAAAAUUGUAGAGUUCAGUACUACCAGGCAGAGAUUUUUCCGGUCGUGUCUCUGCAGAGUCGACUUAAAAUUAUCAAAGCGUUGGCUAAUAAUUUAACCGCGAAACCUGCUAUCGCUGAAGAAUUUUACACUGCGGUGACUUUGAUGUACGGAGAGAAACAAGCUCACCCACUGUUGAUGGCUUGCAGUGAAUCAUUUAUCUGGAAUUGCAUCACAAAGCAUAAAGUACGGCUUAAUAAUAGAUUAGUACGAAUUUUAUUCUAUAAAUACCCAGGACUCAUAGUUAAAUAUUUGAAAUUGAGCAAAAAAAGUGAUGAUCAAUACGAACGAAAUUUACGACUCGUUGAUUUAAAUUCUCUAUCAGAUUUUCUCCCGCGAUUAAUUAAAAAAUGUCCAGAAACUUUUGUGGAGCUUUUUGAAAUGCAUCGUCACGGUUACUUCAUAAGGCUGAGCCAUACUCGUACUGAGUUAUUUUUGAAAAACUCCAUCGAUGCAUUGAUAAAAAAUCCUAAAUUAUUUAUGCCAACUCUGGAUCUAAAAACAGUUACAAAAAAACUCACUGAUAGCCAAUUCGAAAGUGUUAUUCAGAAAUUAUUUCCUCCCACAUUGGAAUCUUUUCAAUUCGAUGAAUUGUUCAAGUAUUUGAGAUUUCUACCAGAAGAUAAAAAAUUACCAUUGAUGGUAUCGGUUUUUGAAGACGUAUACAAAGUGAAUUUUCUCGACUGCACUGAAAAAAUUACACCCACAGCAAUGCGAUUACUUCCACAGAACGAACGUAUUAAACAAGCGAGGAUAAAAAUGCAGCAAGAACCAACUGAUAAAAUUUACUAUUCCGAUAGAUCGUGGAUUUGUUAUUUAGCGACUGAAGAGUCAAUUCCGUACCUAAAAGAUAUAAUAAAAAAAACAUCAAAUGGCAAUGAUAGAAGCUCACUACUUAAGCAAUUAAUUUUCACAUGCGCUAUUAAUUCCGAUAAUAAUGCGUUACUUGAAGUGCUGAAGUAUAUCUCGACGAGACAUAAAAAUGAGAGCGGUUCUAUACUGCCCUAUGUUUUACGGGUGUUAUCGCAAGAAUAUGACCUAAAUACUCUUGACCUAACGCUUGAACAUUGGGAUGUAAUUUAUAAUUUAGUAAAAUUUUUGUAUGUUAAAAAUGGAAUAGACUCAUACUUUUAUGUUACAAUAGACUUGAUAACAGCCAGGAUUCGCUUCGAUUUAGCGAAUAAUUAUUCCAUAACUGAUAAAAUCAGUAUACUUACUGAUUACAUUAUGAAGCGGUGGAAUGGUGGUUGGAAUAUUUUGGUUGACAACUUGUCCUACAAUAGAAAGUGUCUUGAAGAAUUUAUGCGAGUAUUGUCAUCGAAAAUUGAUAAUAAGAAAGUAGAUCUUACAGUUGGUUUGGUAAAAGGCAUCAUAGUAUCGUUCGAGGAUUUUAAUAAACGCAAUUCAAAAUCCAAGUCACCGUUGGAAAUUAUGACAAUCAAAAAUUACCCGUGGAUUUUGAAUUACCUUGAGAAAAUUUUUAAUGAUAAAGAUGUGAAUAAAUCAAAUGUUGAGAUACUCAAAAGAACAUUGAAAGAAGCGGAAAAAGAACUUUAUGAAACGUUGGUUACUCAAGAAGAAGAGGACGUUGAUGUGGGGUCACCAAAAGUUAUACAGUUACUGAGAAAUAAUCCGGAAAAAAUAGUGAAGAAUUGGGAAUUGUACCUAAAGAAAUGUAUGGAUGACAUGAGCAAUCCAUGGGCCCGAAGAUUUGUUAAUUUGUGUCGCUGGUAUCAAGAUUUGCCAAUAAAGUUUGCUGAGGGAUGUUUAAAAGAAGUAACAGAGAAUAAACAAGAGAGAGGAUUGAUGAUUCUGGGGCUACUGUUUGAAGGAUCAGCAUUUGCGCAGGUCGCAGAAGCUUUUGUACCACCGUCAACUACAAUAGAUGCCGAUGAAGAAGAUGCUGAAAAUGAUUAUCAGAUGUCGUCUACUAUUCCGAUGGCAUUCAAUGUCGUUAAUCCGCCAGUGUCUUUAGAUUUAAUCCUUAAAUUCUGCGUAGGUGAUUAUAUUCACACAACAGUCAAUUGUCUUGUAAAUGUAAGCCAACGAACGGCGUUACCUAAAGUUAUAUCGUUUGCGACGACGCUGAUGGACCGACCGGUUUCUAUAAAAAAACACGGAAUUCGCUUAUUUUGCACGGUCGCGGAUGUCAAACAAUUACGCGGUAUCCUGAUGAAUUUGUGGAGAUCCGAAACGCAUCAGACGAUUCGUACGUUGGUGUUUCAAAAUGUGUUCAAAGUUUUUGAAUCGAUUCCCAAUGACGAGACCUGGGGAAUGAUUAGCGAAUGUAUCGAUGGUCUUAAGCCAGAUGAUAAAGAUACUUUUGAAUCUCUUAAGAAAUUUGAUUCGAUUCCUAAUGAAUACAUCGCGGUUUAUGUCCAUAAAUUAUUCAGCCUCUUUCGCAGACUCGGCGAUGUGGAAAACGGUUUAGAGCCAGAUGUCGUCUGGUCUCAUAUUAUAAAGCUACUUAAUAUUAAAGAUAAUAUAUUAGUUCUAUUUUCCGAUGAAUUGCAUAAUGAAAUAAUUGAAAAGUAUGUUCUUGAUCUGUCAUUACCAAAAAAAGUACUGUAUGCAGGCCAUAGUUAUCUGAUUGAUUACAUUCUGACAGCGCGAGAUAAAUUAGAAGACAGAUUGAACCGUUUCAAAAAUAUAUUCGUCAAGAUUGUUAGUGAAAAUUGGGAUAAUCCUCAUCCUACUGAACCGUCAUUCUAUCCUGCAAAUUAUUUUGUGAAAAAUUUAACUGAAAAUUUAAUUAAUCAUGCUGAUCGAUCACACGAGCCAAGUCUAGUACGAUUAAUCGAAGUUGCUUUCGAGUCAUUUACUUCCACUUUAAAACCUCAGCAAGAACCCUAUUUCUAUUUGAACAUUUCUUUUGCUUCGCUACUGUCAAAAAAUAAAUUUUCGCCAAAAGAAGUUGCCUGUAAAGUGAACGAAUUAUUGCCCUCAUUAUUAAAAAUAUUUUCCGCGGAAUUAAUUUCAUUCAUCGCUUCGUGCUUAUCCGAUUAUCUCAAGUUAUACUUCGAUGAGAACACUACUAAUAAUUUGUUGGGUGUAAUCGAGGGUUUGAUUGAAUUGAAUAACGAUCCAGCUACGAUUCUUGCCGCCCAAUUUUUGUCGCUGCGAUUUGAUUUUCACAAUAGCUCCCAGUUUUCAAAAAUUAUUAAUACUCUCAAAACGCAUCGCAAUCCCACGGUAGUAUCAACAGCCUACAUUAUAAUGCACCAGCUUUUGUAAGAAAAAAAAACGUCUAUAUAUUAAUAAACAUAUUUUUAUAAAUCAUUCUUUUUCUUAUGCAAAAUGCGUUUUUGUAUGUAAUUCUGAAUAUUAUACUUAUAAAUAAAAAAAAAGCUGAUAUUAUAUAAAUUCAAUUAAU